Molecule: messenger RNA, 2643 nt
Organism: Bemisia tabaci
Lineage: Eukaryota; Metazoa; Arthropoda; Insecta; Hemiptera; Aleyrodidae
Product: prostaglandin E2 receptor EP3 subtype
Biological process (GO): adenylate cyclase-activating G protein-coupled receptor signaling pathway; inflammatory response; positive regulation of cytosolic calcium ion concentration
Cellular component (GO): plasma membrane
Molecular function (GO): G protein-coupled receptor activity
Source: RefSeq, a predicted model, not a curated record
GCUCGGAAUCUUUCGUCCGCGAGAGUGAACCCAAUCCCGAUAUCCGCGGUCUUCGAUAUCCGCGACGUGGCGUUGCCGUCUCGCGGUGUGUAAUUCUCAGGUCCGUCGAUUUUAGUUUACAGCCCGCUCGGAGUCAGUGUUUCGCUCACCGUCUUCGGAAUCUUGACUGCCGGGCUCCGUUGUUUGCCCGCGGGAAUUGAUGGGAAUAUUAUCGACCCCGGAGGGUAAAUGUUUGGAUUGCUCUCGGACGCUCAGCUCUGACGACCGCUCGCAACAUCCCCUAAUUCGCGGAUCCUCGCCAAAAGUGCGCUUCCCACUUUGAGCGGAGUUGUGACGGGGGUAUAUUCGUCCGAUUCGCGCGGUGAUAUAGUAUGUUUUUGCCUCCCUUGCAAUCGAUUUUAAGGGUUUACAAACAGUACCUCACUUUCAGUAGGGGCAAGGCGUCGAAAGUCGCUGUGAAGACCCGAAGUCGGGUAGUUUGUUGAUCGGCGACAAAGUGCGUGUCUACGAUGCCGAAAUUUUAGGAAAUUUUUCCACCUGGAACAUUUUUAGAAUAAAUCGUUUCCUCUCAAGGUGCGCGUCCAGGAUUUUCAAAUUCUAGAAAAAGUCACCCCCUAUGAAAAGUGUUCGGAUUGGACUCUAAUUUCGAUCUGAUAACUGACUGCGCGUUCGUGGCAUAAUAUUUUUGAUCAUUGUCUUCAACCUGGAAUCUUCAAUAGUCCGAACAUCUUUUCGUGACAAAAAUGUAAAGAUGAUCUACUGUGAAGCCUCCCUUUCAGUUCUAGUGUCACUGUCAAUUUCGUAAAAUUUUACAAACUGAAACAUACUGAAUCAUAAUUAUCUUCAUCAAUCGUGCUAAAACUGUGCAAUUUGUGUUCCUUGGAAAAUCUACAAAAAACCGAACGAAUUUCUGCACAUUUGUCUAAAAAAAACAUCAAAAUAAAUUAAAACGUCAUAACAUCUUGGAAAAAUAGUGCAAUUUCUUCGGCUCAUAAAACCACCGCAUUAAAACUCACAUACCCUUACACAUUAUUUCUUAAUAUCGAAUUGUCAUUAAAAAAAAAAAAUCGCGCGAAAUUGUAUUAGUACGCAGUGUGCUCGCCGACCAAACAGUAAAAUGUGAGCGUUCCCGGGGGAUGCGUCGCUACCCUGAUGGAUUUCCUACCCCUGCGAUGGCCUUCCUUUGACUGUCGAUUCUCCGAACCUACGAUGGGCCUCAUGGAAAACAUGACACACGUCCGGCACGCGAUAUCGCACCCGCGCUGCCCGGCCAACUUUUCCUCGACCUGCGUCAACUUCACGUGGGUCUGCUGCAACGACGACGGCGGGUGCAGCCCGCCCGUCCACGAGGAGAGCAAGUUCCGAUACACCCUCAUCGUCAUCUGUUCCGUCUACGUUCUGGGCGUCCUGGGGAACCUGACCGCGCUCUUCAUCCUCUGCCGGGUCCGUUCCAGGCCGCACAAUGCCAAGCACAGGAUGAUGUUGCGGUGUUUGGUGAGCAACGACCUGGUGGCGCUGAUAGGGAUGAUGUCCUUGUUCCUCAUCCAGUGCAUGGUCAAGCACAGCCUCUGGCUAUGUCGCUUCCGGGUUGUGCUCAGGGGUUUUGGGCUGUACUCUGGCUGUGUCGUGAUCGUCAUGGCUGUCGAGAGGUACAUCGCCCUCACCAUGCCGUUCUUCUACCAGAAGCACGUCACGAUCCAGUUACUGAAAAGAAGUAUUUUCGGGAUGUGGCUGGUGUGUUUGACGCUGGUCUGUCUUCCUCUCGUGCCCAACAUUCACUUCGGGCUGUACGCCGAGCAAGACAACUGCACCGGCCAGUACAUUUGUGCCCGAUACAAAAUGGCCAAAGAGACGCCAGACGUCACCUAUGCCUACCUAUAUUUCACUUUCGGGAUGAUCCUGGUCUUCUGUAUUGUGUGGUGCAAUCUGGCUGUGAUGAAAUCCCUGUGUCUGAAGGGACCACCAGGAUCCCGACAACAUGUCCUCGUCAGAAGGAUCAGUCGAAACAGCUCUCUGUCCUCCAACUCCUCGACCAAAGAGGAGGUUGCCUUCGGGAAACUUAUGGUGCUACUCUGCGUUGUUUUCGUCCUAUGCUGGCUUCCUCAAAUGAUCUCAAUUCCACUGGCGCACUUGUUCCACAACUGGAAGAACCUGUCGCAUUUCUUCAAAUUCGCCGACCUCCUGAUGGCGUUCCAUUUCACGCUGGACCCGUAUUUGUACGUGCUCCAGCGAUGGUCGGUCGUUAGAUCCCUCUUCCGGGCCUCCUCCAGCCGAACCAGCUCCACCAAGACGUCCUACCUCGAGGCUUGUCCCCUCAAAUGACGAAAGAUCAAAGUUCACCAGUUGAACUUGGCACCCCUCAAAUGACCUCAAGAAUGCGGGCAGACCCCCGAGGCAGAUUUUGAGGUGCGUCUGUGACAAAUCAGUCUAGGACAGAGUCUGCGAUUGAAGGUCCGUGGGGAAAAUAGGGCCGCAAAACGAGAGCAGGUCUUCUUGAAAAUUUUCGGGCGUGGCCCAAAGUAGCAUAUCGACGGUGUAAGUCCGCAACCAUGUACUAUCUAGGUUGUGGUGUUUGAAAAGCUCCGCUUUUAUUUUAUUCUUUUUUAAAGGGAGAACACCCCAAGUAGCACAAUGCAACGAAAA